Messenger RNA from Artibeus jamaicensis (Jamaican fruit-eating bat), 2690 nucleotides. RefSeq names its product CHD9 neighbor (gene CHD9NB). Bases 1641 to 1799 code for a protein of 52 amino acids. Lineage: Eukaryota; Metazoa; Chordata; Mammalia; Chiroptera; Phyllostomidae. The transcript is spliced from 3 exons. The record is from RefSeq and is a predicted model, not a curated record.
UGUGGGCGGUACCCAGAAGGGUAAAGGGCAGCGCGUCUGUGUGUCUCUGUGUGUGCAAGACAGGCCAGCCCCAGCUAACUCACGGCAGGCUAGUGCCAUGGUGAAGGUGAAUGGGUCGGAGAGAUGCUGGUAGCCCACGGCGAGGACCAACCGACAAGAGAGAGAGAGGAAGAGAGAGAGAAAGAGAAGAAGAGAAACAUCGAUGUAAGAGAGAAACAUUGAUCCGUUGCCUCUUCUGUACCCCUCGUUGGGGACCUGGCCUGCAGCCAGCCAUGUGCCCUGACUGGGAAUCAAAACAGUGACCUGUCAGCUUACAGGACGACGCCAGAGCCACUGAGCCACACCAGUCAGGGCAAUUCAUAAUUGCCUCAGUAGCUAACUCAGGUGGGGGGGGGGAGGGAGAGAGAGCGCACAUUCAGGAGAGCACUUACAGGGUUCCAUAGUAUCCACAGUCUCAGGCGUCUGUUAAGGUCUUGGAACGUACUGUACUCCCCAAGGAUGACGGGGCGCAACGCUAUCCCAUCCCUGGUUCCUCUCAGGCUGAAACGGGUGCUUCUAACCACGACCACUAGCUGCCUUUCCAUACGUGGAUGGUGAAGUCCACCAAACUGCUAGAAAGAGACGCACAUUUCUUCAUUUUGGCGGUGGUGUUCUUCUCUCCUCUACCAGCCGGGACUCUGCUCAUCCUUCUAGGUCCAGCCCAAGGAAGCCCUUUUCAUGGCUUGGCUCAAGAAGCAUUUGCAUCAGAGACCAUUCAUUUACAGCCUUGAAAACCUGUACCCACGGCCUCGGAUGGAAAGAGCACGACAGAUCUGCCCCGCUGAGAGCACCGUGAUGGUGCGUGGAGACUGCGUGACGGGCCUGGAGAGGAGACGAGAUUAGCAUAGUUACCCAGACAGCGUGGAAUCCACACAACCGGCUUGGGUUUGAAUCCCAGCUCCGCCAUUUCCUGACCUUUAGGAACUACCUGAAAUAAAUUACUGAGUCUCUGUGCCUCGGUGUCUCCGCCUGCUGAGUUAGGCUUCAGUACGGUUCCUCGUCGUGAGGGUUAAACAAGAUCAAGAGCAGACACCGCACUUGGCACAGAGUAGCACACACUAUCUGCUAGUUCUUUUAGUUACCUACAGGUUGGGGUAACCCCUGGCGUCCUUGGUUUCAGGACUCCCUGGGUGAGGUUGACAUUCCAGGGUAGGGGACAGGCUCUGCCCUGGGGCUCUGUAAGUCCCUGAACUGAAUGUGACCCGGGACAGAAAAAGCAGCCCCAACUAGUUGCAUAGUAACGGGGCUUUCUUUACGUGCAAAGAAAAGAGUCCGUGUUUACAGGUAGCUAGGUGGCGGGUUGUCAUCGGUAAAAGAGUUAAAGGUUACACAAAAGGGAAUUCUGUCUGUGGAAUAAGGGGAGCGGGGAACUAGCCCAGUUGACCCGGAAGGGCAGCCCUCCAGGCCCUGCCCACCCCGAAGACUGUGUGCUCUUUAUGCAAAUUGGACAUGGCGUUCCCCUGUGACCAUAGAAACGGAGCCAGUUCUCCUUGGACAGUGCUCUGAGGAAGUUAUUUAACUCUGGACCCUGAGGACCAGCCGCACAGAACCAGCUCCUCUGGGAACAUCCCAGGCCCCUCGGCCCUCUGCGUCCAGCUGAGAUGGGAUGCCACACCAGCAAGACUGCCACCCUGGCGGUGGAGCUCCAGGAACCGGGAAAGCAGCCCUCGGGAGCAGAGCCAAACCUGGAGGCGGGUGCUGAGGCGGUGGACCACAAAGAGACUCCCCUGCAGGACGGGGCAGCCGAGCCUCAGAGCUAAGAUGCUUCUUUCUUGAGUCAGACUCUCCUUCUCAUUCCUGGAACUGCCUUUGGCCCCCGAAGCCCGAGAUGAGCCCCAUUCUGAGCAGCUCUGAAGAGAAGGAGGAGAGAAAGAAAUCCCCGUCUCCCAGAAGGCCCCUCAGCAGCCUGGUUCCGUGGGCUUGGGAGGAAGGUGAGGCCCUGGGGAAUCUUCUUCCCCAGCUCUCCAAGCAAGAGGACCAGAGAAGCCUGCCCAUCCUGGGGUUGCCUGCAGCUUCCGGAUGCGAACGAGCCCUGGAAGGACACUGUCCUGGGCCCAGGGACAGUUGGCUGCUGGGCUGGGACUGUCCACUGGGCCCACCGGCCUCCCUGUCUGAACCACGAAAGCUCUGUGGUUGCAGCGCCGAUUCGGGUGUGUGGCUUUUCUCUUCUCAAAAGCUGGCUGAAUAGCCAAGGUCCCUAACGGGGAGGCUGUGCGUUUAGCUCGGCCCACACUGUUUGUAUGAAUAAUUGAAUAUUGAACUUGGAGCGUUAUUAAUGAAUUACGGGAACAAGCAGGUUCAACUGUGACCAUGUCAAUGGUGGGGGGGGGGUGACAAGGCCUUGAUUAGCCAGUGAGCAGAGCUCCAAGGGCUGGCGCAAAGGAGGGAGGCGGGGCCGUGUUUCUGGUGUUUUUUAAUCCCCUCAAGAAUGCCCCUCUGCUCCUGUGCCUCCUCAUAUCAAAACUCUGUCAGUUUGAUCCCCCAGCAUCGGAGCUCUGUAUCCAGCCUUCGAAAAUCUUUCCCUGUUUACUCACAUGUCUGUCAGCCUUUCUCCCCGCCCAUCCCCACGUGUGUUUUGUUUUUUACUCGACUCAGAAGCAUGUUCGUUGGAAAUCCAGCAGACAUGUUUGCAAAUAAAGGAUGAGACUACA